AUGCCGGCCUUCGCCCGUGCCCUGGCCUACAAGGGCAUCGCCGGCAUCGAGACCGACCUACGGCUCUCCAAGGACGGCGUCGUCGUCCUCAUCCACGACGCCACGCUCAACCGCACGACCAAUGGGACGGGCGACGUGGUCGACUUCACGGUGGCGGAGCUGAAGCAGUUCUCGGCGGGCUACCCGAAGGUGUUCGGCGACAAGUACCCCGACUACCGGAUCCCCACCUUCCGGGAGGCGCUCGAGCUGCUCCUCAACUCGUCCAACACCAUCAUGGUCCUCGACCUCAAGGUCGAACACCUCGGCCAACACAUCGCCUCCGACAUUGCCUACGUGAGCGCCGAGAGGAACACCACGGAUCUGUACGAUCGGGUGGUCGCGUCGUGCUGGACCGACACGCAGGUGGCCGACAUCGGCCAGUACCUCAACAUCACCGUCAAGCAAAAGCUCGGCAACGCCCCGAAGAAGGGCGAGGACACCAACAAGUACUUCUCCGACCUCCUGGGUCGCGGUGUCCACGCCUUCUCGCUGGCGGCCAACACCCUCAGCGCCCAGUUCAUCUCCGCCGCACACCUCAGGAUGAUGCCGGUGGUGGCGUGGACGCCCAACAACCGAUCGGAGGUGGUGCCCCUGAUUGAAAUGGGCGUGGACGGCUUCAUCACCAACGAGCCGGGCAACGUGCUGGGCUACGUGGCCGACUUCAUCGCCGGCAAGCUCCCCGCCUCUGCCAGCGACGACAAGUUCUCCGUGUCGGACCUCGUCUGGGUCGCCCUCGGCAGCGCCGGUGCGGGCGUGGUUUUGGGCGGCGUGGCUGUGGGCGCGUGGGCCUAUUACCGGUCGAGGACGCACCACUACACCACCAUCAACGGGCAUAUGGCCUAG
Messenger RNA from Acanthamoeba castellanii str. Neff, 882 nucleotides. RefSeq names its product glycerophosphoryl diester phosphodiesterase family protein. The coding region runs from base 1 to 882 and encodes 293 amino acids. Lineage: Eukaryota; Discosea; Longamoebia; Acanthamoebidae. The record is from RefSeq and is a predicted model, not a curated record. The transcript has 6 exons. Gene Ontology annotation, molecular function: phosphoric diester hydrolase activity. Gene Ontology annotation, biological process: lipid metabolic process.